CCGGAGCGUCCAUGACAAGGUCAGGGACUGACAAGGACGGUGCUUUGUCGAGGUUUACGCUUGCAAAUGGCACAGGCUUCUUUCCUCGUGGCAGUUUGUCAUAGUUUGGGAUAUGAACGGUACGACGCAGUCCUGUAGGCUUACGAUAUUACGUGCCUUUUUCUCACCUGUAAUUCAUUGUACCAACAAUGGAGUACAGCAGGUAUUGUCUGUCCCCCCUGUUCCUGGUGUUCGGUGUGAUAGCUAUGUGGUUUGUGUGCCUGGGUCUGACCAUAGGCCUGGGACAUAAGACCAGUGCCGUGUUCAUCAGUGACACUGGAGCGUACCAUCCUGAGCAGGGAAUCUUCACUAUGACCCUGAACAUCGGCGCUGUCGGCAUCGCCAUGACACAGGUUCUUCACUAUCGCUACGUCACACAAUUUGGCGGGCCGACCAGGCUGAACAUGGCAACCCUGAUAGUCGGGCUGUUAGCGGCGCUGGGACUGAGCAUGGUCGGUGCUUUUCAGUGGAACGAGAUGUUUGUUGUUCAUCUAAUAGGAGCAUCGAUGGCUUUCCUUCUUGGUACGGCGUACGCGUGGCUACAGACUGUUCUGUCGUACAAACUACGAGAUACUGGCACAACCAUGGGCACGUUUGGUCUGAGGUUGUUUCUAGCUAUUGUCGUGACGGGAACUUUGGUGCCGUUUGCAGUAACGCUAGGUUUGGUGUUCACGGACACAGUGCGCACUCCGGCGAUGCUAACAGCGACUGUCACCUUAGAAUGGAUCCUGGGAAUCUCACUGUUGACAUACCUGGCCACACUGGCAUGGGAGCUUAGAAAGGUGACAACUGUCGUCAUUUCUUUGGAUAUAGAAGGGUUAUUCGACUUACAGAAGACGGAAAGGUUGAGGACUGUAGCGGUUAUACCCGGUAACAUUUCGAUGGAGGCCGUUUAGCCAGGACGAGGUUCGGGAUCGCACUGGUAAUGAUGGUUUGGAGACCUCAUUACUUCAUUAAAUAUUUUGACCUAUUGUUAAUUUUUUGUUACCUAUUGUCUCACUGAAUUUGCAAAUUAGGCUGUAAUUAGCAUACUUUAUAUGAAGCGAUGGUCUCUACCAACAUUAGAUGUGAAAGUUCUUUCAUGUUUACAUCAGUGAGCACUUUUUUAUGCAAAAUGACUGUUAUGAACCCACCGUGAACCAUGUGACCGAUAACACUCAGGUUCAGAUGAUUCAAAGUAUCAACUGUAUCGAUGGGAAUUGGGAAAAAGACAAUAAAUAGCGCCAAUGGAUAGGUGACUGGUGAUGUGCGAUAUCACGAGCGAGGAAAGACAAGAACUAGAUAUAAAAUAAGAUUUUAGGGACCAUUAAACAUAAGUUGAUCAGCUGUCUGAUGACACAUUCUUGAACGUGGGAAGAUGCAAUGAACACCAUUAAUGUGAAGAAACCCUGUAAGUAAACCUCCCCCGCAACUCUGUCAAUAAAGUGUGUUUUGUCAUCAAGUCGCUAGGAGGCACUGGUGAUGGCUGCAGUUUGCAGAUGGUCGACAACUUUGCUAAUCCCAUCGCGCGCAAAUCCCUGUGUUUGAAAAACAGCAAUGACGCAUCUGUAUUUCAAGGUAAAGGCCUAAAGGGUAAAAGCCAGGGUACAAUCGCCUUGUCCUUUAUUCCAGUUUCGAUGUAGCGUUACAUGUCCGGGGACAUCACACACAGAAGUCAACGUUAAAAUGCAAAAAAGUAAAAUAAAAGGACUUCAAGGAAAAUGUU
Branchiostoma floridae (Florida lancelet) is the source of this 1744-nucleotide messenger RNA. Its product is annotated as modulator of macroautophagy TMEM150B-like. The record is from RefSeq and is a predicted model, not a curated record. The transcript has a single exon. NCBI's taxonomy places the organism in Eukaryota, Metazoa, Chordata, Leptocardii, Amphioxiformes, Branchiostomatidae. The coding region runs from base 189 to 935 and encodes 248 amino acids.